AUGUCGGCCUCAUUCACUGAUCUGAAUCUGAACCACUGGUUUGUGAAGACAACUGAAUCCGGUUCCACCGUCUACGUCUGUAAAGUCUGUAUCAACUACAAAUCAGAACACCUUCGCCAUUGCAUUUCCCAUGAACGCACGCAGACUCACCAAGAGUCUGUACGACACGCCGAACUCGACCACACCGAAGGACAAAUCGACCUCACGAGCGCGCCAGUCCCCGUCGGUGCCGGUCAGAUUGUUCAGGAUGACAGCCUGCGCCAUUUGAUAUCUGCGAUGUACAGCAACGUUCCCAGCAACCCACCCCUUCCUCCCUACCCUCCUAACCACCCUUCGCUUGCGGACAAUACAGGGUAUGACCAACAUAAUGGCCAUUGGAACACCUCUGCAUCGCCCGCUACAGGCAUUCCGUGGGGAGUUGGUGGCGAGGACUUCCAGGUGGAAGCAGAGAACGAUCAGGACCUCCUCACCAAUGUCCUUGAUACGGUGAGAGAGAUCCUCGACUACGAAUUGAGUGACAGCGAGCCAGUGGAAUGGAGUGAAUCGGAGGAUGACACGGACACUGGAAGCGAAGCCUCAGAUGGAUAUCUAUCGGGCUUUGAGGAAAGGGAUGAGGAUGAGGACGUACCACGAAAACGAGCACGCGGUCACCAAAACGACCCUCAGACCGCAAGGCUAUGGUUCCCAUGGGAAGAUCGCCUUACCUGUACAUUAGAUCUAUUAAUGCAUCUCCCGCGCUCGGUUUUCUCCCAACGACAACUUGAGCUCUUUUUGUGGUUGCUUCAAGUGAAUGGAGUUGACUAUGUGCCAUCCAUGAAAACAAUGAAGAGCCUCAACAAGACUCUCCAGAAACUGUGUGGAAUUGACAAGGUCGAGUACGAAGGCAUUCUGGGAAAUCGCUACUUCGUCAACAAUCUGUCGCAAAUCCUGGCUCAGGAGAUGGCAAACCCGUUGGUGCGACGGCACCUGGAAUUCUAUCCCGAAGAUGGAGGGAAAUAUGUAUCUCAGGCGUACCACGGAAUACGCUGGCUUGAAGAGAUGUCCCACCGCGACCUGACACCAAUGAUCCGUCGAGGCCAAACCGACUACUUUAUCCACGAACCCGCCAUGUUGGUAGACCAGUCAUUAUGUAUUCCGUUUCGCUGGUUCAGGCGAGGGCGUAAGUUGUGGGCAAAGGCCUGGACCAUGGAAGUCUAUACCGAAACCGAUGCCGAUGGGUUUCCACAUCGUUAUUGGAGGGUUCGGGAGGACCAAGUCAUAGAGGUCAUGGAGGAUAUCUUGUGGAAGAACUUCCCAACGUUACAAGCCGAAUUUCGGCAAUUAGGUAUUCCAAAGCCUUCCCUACUACAUCACAUCUAUCGUGUUCGAGAGGAUGGAACACCUGAGACAGUCAGUUGGGAUUACACGACAGCUACUCAAGGCAAUCCAUGGCGAGUGCGAGCCCAAGGACGUCGGGUUAUGGCCCUACCUCUGUGGAUGUAUUGCGACGAUACAUCGGGUAACGUCUCGAAGCGGUGGAACGAACAUAACAGCUUCCUUUUCACGUUGGCGGGACUUCCUAUGGACCAAGUAACGAAAGAAUUCAACAUUCACUUUUUGUGCACUUCAAAUAUUGCACCUCCUCUCGAAAUGCUGGACGGCGUCGUAUCGCAGAUCGAAAUGGCUCGAAAGAACGGUGUCUGGGCAUGGGACUGCGUUCACAAUGAGCUCGUGCUAGUGUUUCCGGCUGUCCUCGCUCUAUUGGGUGACAAUCCCAUGCAGAGCGAGCUUGCGUCUCACAUCGGAAUGGGCGGCAAGUAUUUCUGUCGUGUGUGCUGGGCCUACGGGGCCGACCCAAAGCCACAAUCCAAGGGCACGAGUAACGCCAAUGGGUCAAUUCCACACUCAGCACCAGCAUCUCCGGUUCCCGGUGCUUCACCCCUCCCCUCCUUUGCUACUGUCCCUCAACCCCCGCCGCCUGCAAAUUGGAGCGAGUCGAUGAGCUCGAUGGUUGAACGCAUCAGACGCUUCAUAAAGGGGGCAAAACCUCGAGCCCGGCAUGAAACAGAAUCAAAACUAAAGUCGUAUCUGGAAUGGGCACAACAAAUCGGGAACCUGACAGACAUCAGGGAGGAGAAGACGGCGACCGGGGUGAAGGAUACGAUCCUAGACCACUUCCUCGACAAAUUGCACAGGGCUUAUAAAUCUGUCUCUGGAAGCAUCGCCCGCCAGGAAGCGCUCGACGCUGCGAUUCCGGAAUUACCUACCAAGGUGAUGAAUCCAAUCUUCCGCUUACAAGGGCUCGACCCUCAUCAAGACACGCCUGUCGAGAUCCUCCACGUAGUAUUGCUGGGGAUUGUCAAGUAUUUUUGGAGGGAUCUCGUCCAUAACCAACUCGAAAAGAAGGACCGUGAAAAGGAAUUAUUGAUACAUCGGCUCUCUAGCCUCGAUGUUUCUGGUCUGGGCAUCUCCCCCAUCCGAGGACGAACCUUGGUCCAAUAUGCGGGCUCCCUCACAGGAGGAGAUUUCAGGACAAUUGCGCAAGUCGCUCCGUUUGUGAUAUACGACCUUGUUGGGAGGGAAUGCUAUGAUACGUGGGUGGCCAUAUCAAAGUUGGUGCCCAGGAUUUGGCAGAAGGAGAUCCACGACAUUGGGCGUUACUUGGAGGAGCUCGAGUAUGAAAUUGAGCAAUUUUUACUGAGAACCGCGCGGUGGACCAGCCAAUGGUUCAACAAACCCAAAUUCCACAUCCUCCGUCACCUUCCAAACCAUAUUCGACGAUUUGGGCCAGCAAUCCUCUUUGCGACUGAAGGCUUCGAGUCAUUCAACGCCGUCAUCCGGGCGAAGAGUGUGCACAGUAAUCGGCAGGCCCCUUCCCGCGACAUUGCUGAUGCAUUCGCUCAAGGCAACCGCGUCCGUCACCUCCUUAGUGGGGGUAGGUUCUUCAAGCCAUUGCUCGUGGAUCCCGAUGUUACUCCUUCCCUUGAAGCGCUUUCGGAUCCCGUCAACUGGGUCACAGCUGGACCAAGUGUUCGUCAAUUAGUCAAUCCACUCUUUGAUACGGGUCGUACAAUCACAUCGUAUCUCGGCCUUCCUCUGAACCCUAGUGGCCCUUCAGGGUGUUGCGUGUGGGACAAAGCCCCUGUGCGUGAAUUUUCGAGGACACUUGCAGGCCAGAUAUUUCCUUCCUUGCAGGAGGACCGUCUUGUCAAAACCUUCCUUAAGGCCACAUCCCUACCAAGCGACGACAUCGUGAAACUGGGGGACCAUGUUCUCUACACGUCAUCAGGAGCAGAGGGGGUUUCGUCGUGGAAUGUCGGUCUUGUCAAGGAGAUGAUUCAGUUCAAAGGUGGUAGCGGUGAGCAACAGAGCAUGCCAGACUAUGUUUUGCUCCAGUUGGUAUCGCCCUCAGCAACUUCCCCGAAAUACCAGAUGCCUUCGCUCACUGUGACGCAGAAAUUCUCGCUGGUGCAAUUUAAUGUAGGUGUCCAGUUGUUCCGGCAUUCGUAUCACUAA
Coprinopsis cinerea okayama7#130 is the source of this 3495-nucleotide messenger RNA. RefSeq lists its product as hypothetical. The coding region runs from base 1 to 3495 and encodes 1164 amino acids. The transcript has 11 exons. The record is from RefSeq and is a predicted model, not a curated record. Lineage: Eukaryota; Fungi; Basidiomycota; Agaricomycetes; Agaricales; Psathyrellaceae.